AAAUAUCGGGAUUUUUUUUUAGAAUGAGUGUGUCUUUUUUUUCGGUUGAGGAGUCAGUCGAGUGUCGUCUCUUGUGCAAAAACAAAAAUUGUCAAAAUACGAAGGAUGAUCGGCACGAGAUAUGGUCGAGAGAAAAAAGAAAGCUGUGAGCUGAAUUUUUUUUGACUUUCAAAAACGGAAUCUAAGGUGAGAGAAAAACCUUCUUUUUUUUUGAAUCGAAGAUAACAUCACCAAAACAACUCAAGAAAAUAGUAUUUUUUUCGCGCCGAAGUGGAAGGAAUCUGUCAAAAAAGGAAACUAUGAGUCCUAUCCAAAGUAUUUGAUAUCCAAAGUAGCUUACGACAGUUUAAACUUAAAGAACUUGACUUUUACGAAGACAGGAACGAAGUGGUACCUUCCAGAUAACGAUUUUGAUCGACAUCAGCAUACCAGCUGUCUAUAAUAGAACUUGAUUUAUCACUCUCACUCGUUCGGAACUAAAUGGUCAUGAUCUUUCAAAUUUAUUUACGGCAUCGGACGUUCUCUUUUCAGGAGCCAAUUCUGGUAAAAGUGUAAAUCAUCAGUCUUUACAAGACUUUCAAAUUCAGUCACCUGUAUUCAUUAUAUCAAGAACUGUAAUACUGUUGGACCAUUCGAACACAGACUGCUAAGUCGCGUCUAGUUUCUCGGUGAGAAACACUUGAGAGCGAUACAGUUUGCACAAUUUGCACUCACAGCCUGAGACUAAUGAUCUCUGGCUGCUUUGAUCCCUGUGGGUGUUCAUUGGGGUUACAAGGAGGAAGUCUCAGCGUCAUCAUUGGGAUAUCAUGUUGCAUGGGGAAGCUUUCAUAUGCUUCAUAUGGAGACGCUUAUGCUAUCACCAUUGAUUCAUACGAUCAUCAUGCGCUGGCAUUCGUCAUUGAUCAGAAUUGGCAAGACGUUAUGGACCUGGCUACAGUUGUGAAACAUUCAUCAUUCCUUCUAUCUGAAUACGUUGAAGGUCCUUCGCCUGUUGAUCAUUGAUUUUGGAACCAUAUGCGUUUAGGUCUGUAGGUUAUCCUUGAGAUCUUUCCUGUGUUGCUUUGUCCUUGACUGUGUUGAGGGCUUGAGCCACAAACGAGAGAGAGAGGAGAAGCCAGAGACACCCGCGCGACGGUAAACCCGUCGGGCGUUGGAUAGUGCUCCGGUAACCUCUUGCAACAACAACGAGAGAGGAGAAGCCAGAGACACCCGCGCGACGGUAAACCCGUCGGGCGUUUGGAUGGUGCUCCGGUAACCUUUUGCCUGGCGAUCUUGGUCAUUUUGAUGAUCUUCAUCCUUGUGAUCUUUGUGAUUCUUCUAGGAUUACGAUCUUGACCAACGCCCCUCCUCAAUCGUUGCGUGUCGAAGUCCCUAGUCUUCUGGACGACCACGGAAGUCAUAUCUCCUAACUAGUCUUCUAAUGGCUACGGUAUACUCGGCUAGAAGCCAAAAUAAACCGAAUAUACUACACUAUAGUAAGCUAAAUCAUCCCCAUCCGUUUCAUCGUCUGAGGAAUCACAAUCAUCAUACUCAACUUUAUGUAUCGGAUUAUCUAUAUGGUGAAGUAGUAGUCUACGUUGAGACGAACUACAUUCUAGCUUAGUUAAGCCAUCAGCCUUCAUUAAGUUAGUUGGGCAGAAAACUAUCUUACUGGCCGCAUCACGCACACGCAAGUAGCGAAGUGCAUAAUGGCGACUCUUCGGGCGUGUGUCAGUUGCUUUAGCUGUUGUGAUCGCGGAUUGGUUGUCGAUCCAGAGCGCAGCAUUGUCUAAAGAGGGAGACAAGCCGUUCUGUGUGUGUACCAACUGAGUUGGUAGAGGCCUAUGGAAGUCUGUAAAGUCAUGCAGUUCACUAAGCACAAUUGUGCCAGAAGCUGCAAUAUAUUCACUUUCAGCCGUAGAAUAGGCGCGGACAGUUUGUCGGUUACUUCUCCAAGCGAUUGGGACGCCUUUGAAAUACAUGAUCGAUCCACUUGUGCUUCUCAUAGUCUUUACGCAGUUGGCGAAACCUGCAUCACUAAAGAUAUUCACCUCUGGCAUAUCUCUGCCUUCAGGUAGUAACUUUGAAUAUAUUCUGCUGAAUUCUUCUUCUUGUUCUGGUGAGUAUUCCAGUCCUUGGUCUCUCGUUGUCACCAGAUACUUUAGCACUUUUCUGGCUGCUUUACCCUCCCAUUCUUGUUGACGCGGGUUUGCUGACAUGUCUAGCCAAUGCUGCCACCGGUGCAGAAAUGUCCGGGCGCGCGGUUACAGCUACCCAUAGCAAGGCACCAACUACCUCACGAAAGGGAUACCCUUCGACUAUCUUGAUCCCCUCCUCAAGAAAAGCCGACUCGUCAAAAUUGGGCGAGUAAACCGGUUUUCCGACAUCAGUUUCGAACUUCUUUGCGAUUUUAUCAGUGUACUCCUCCAUAUUGGGCCGAAAUGUUCGAGCUUCACGGCAGUAGUACACGAUGGCACCUAAGAAGUCGAACCUGAGCCACGUUUGACCCCAAGGGGUUGGAACGGACUCCACAUCAAUCGCACGGCCAGGGGCACGCGAGAAGAUGAGUUCUAGUUCGGUCUUGAGCUCAUCAAGAUCAGGACCCGUUGCAAGAUUGUCAUCAGCAUAGACUGACAUCUUGAGGAACUUCCCUGGUACCUUCGCGCUCGGCUUUCUCCAUAAGCCUGGCGCAGAAUCACACGGCUCCCAGCCAAUACUGGCUAGUAUGUCGUGAUAUUUCUUGAACCAUGCUCGUGGUGCGUCCUUCAAGCCGUAUAAAGCCUUCUUGAGCUUCACGAUCUCGCGUCCAUGCUUCUCUGCCCAGAUGGGUGGGAGACGACAGAAGACAUCGCGAUCGAGUUCAGCAUUGAGGAACGCAGAAUCUAAAUCGAACGGGAUCACGUAGUCCUGUUCUGACGCAGCAGAAGUCAGGAGCAGCCUAUUAGCGGCGUGUGAAACUACGGGAGCAAAGGCGUGUAGCUCUCCUGAACGAUCUAGAUUACCGAGGACACAAGCGCGAGCCUUGUACCUUCCACAUCUUUUAAUAGUUAGAAUUAUGGCAAUCGGUAGAGCCUGUCGCGCGGUCGCAGGCUCCUCGUCAGAAGCUUCUUUCCACGUUUCAAAGGCUAGUAGUCUCGCGUGCUCUUUGUCAAUGACCUCCCGCCACUUGUCGGCAUCAGGAGACUUGAGCGCUUGAGCAACGGACAAAAUCACAUAUGACUCGACGAAUUCCUCACCUUCGUCUAAUUCACACAUGCCACCUACUGCACUAGCGAACAGCGCCACACUCUUCCUCAGUUCUUCUACCUGUUUCUUUGUUCUUCGAACCCUGCUGCCUGCUUUGUCCUUCGCUCCUUUUGGUCGGCCACGCUUCUUGGCGUGUGUAUGGCGUUCGCCUGCCACAACACGUGCUGGAGAAGGCGCUUUCGACUUAGACGGACUUAGCGGAGCAGAUGCCUCGCGAUCCUUCGCUUCAGCAUUCCCCUCCUCAAGUGAAACAUCUUUAGGAGAGUCAGCUGCGUUGGAUUCCUCUAUUUUAUCCAGUGUCUCAAUAAAUAAUUCGUCGGAAAUCGCGGUCGGUCCACCUGGAAUGUGCUCCGUGCGAGAGAACCCCGAUUGAUGAUCCAGCCUUUGCACUGACUGUCCAAGCAAGGGGGAGCCCAGCGACGACGCGCCACUCUGCAGAUUUUCCAGCUCGUCAUACUCAAUGUGGAUGCCCUUCUGGUCUGGCAAAAGCCAAUCAAUAUUCUUUAUUAGGUAAUCCUCUCUGAACUUUACAUCUAGGGGAGAGUAUUCCGCCCAUCGAUGUCCAAGCUUGCAACGAUCGUCAUGAGCGAAAGUUCCAACCAACCAACCAGACGACUUCGGACAGAGUCCAAGGAAGACGCCUCGGCGGUAUUUGGCCGAGAGCUUGGGUUCAGGAGUGUUGGGUUGAAUUUGUUCACGAAAGUAAACUAGACAACCAAAUCGGCGGAGCAUGCCGAUUGAGCUCUUCGAUGAGUUUCUACCAGUCCUUUCUUCUAAGAUUUCAAUUGGACUCUUUCCAUCAUUUUGAGGCAUUUUUGCAUAGUUAUGCGGUAAACGAUCCCAGCAGUCACCAGCGUACUCGACGCAGUAACACCAGAGGCGUUUAUCAACUUUUGUCAGCAUUGUGCGUACACUGCCGAACAAAGUCCGCAUAAAACGUUCGCAGGUCCCAUUCAUCUCCGGAUUAUAAGGAACAGCCGGACUGUCUGAGACUCGCAGCGAUUGCAUAACUUUGGUCAUGUCAUCACUGCUCAGGACAGGUUCUCCAUCCCUCCGGAGGAACCGCACUACCUUGUCAUCAAGUGAUAAGGAGUAGUCCUGGCGAAUGCCUUUGCUAACUUCUUCUAUUUCCUCCACACAGUCACUUUUCAGCUUAAGCGGUCGACAGAGCACCUUCUUAAUUACAUCACAGAUGAUCACUAGUACACAUCUCUUUGACCUGACUGAUACGGGUUUGAUUCCAACAGCAAAGUCGAUUGCUAGCAACUUCAAUGGUUCAGGUUUGUAGUUCGAAGUAUCUCUAGCUUUUGCAUGUGGUGCACGUUGGCCGUUGUGUAGAUCACACUCAGGGCAAUUUACCUGGGGGCCAUCUAUAUGAAAGUGCCCACAUCUUCUAUGAAGUUCGAGUCUUGUAAGAUAACAGCUACUGACUCCUUCUUCUACUGUUGAACAAAUAUAACCACUAUCAGUCUCUUCUUUAAACAAGUUGCAUGCAAGUAUGGGAAGCUGCAAGCGUGGUUGACUUCUUAUUGGUAUGGCCUGGCCGGUGUCCGUAUGUACGAGACAACCGCCUGCGCCUUUGAAGUUGAAUUCCCAUCCUAAUUGCGAGCAGUUCCCUUCACCUAACCAAGGCAUAAUACGAUCUAAGUCCUUUGGUAGUGAAUCAUAAUAAGCACCAUACUGGAGCCCUAAGAUGUUUGGCUUUAGUUUUCCUACUCUUCCGUCUUUACUUCCAGCGCUACCAGUAAUCCUACAAAUUCUCAUAGUUAUUUCACUAAAAUCAUCUUUGUGUCUUGAAAGAUAUUUGUUGGCACAACUAUCAACCAGACUAACUUCUUCUCUUGCAGUAAUGGAACUAGUUGAAAGACUAUGUCCCACAAGUUUUACCUCCCCUGUAUUAUUUACGUUUAUUUCUUCACCCUCAUCUUCAUCCAAGUUCAGCGAGCAAAAUCCGCUUUCCACCGGUUCCGCAACUCAGCUCUGCUUUCCGCCGUUGAGAGCUUGCCACAGCUCCGCAACUUGGGACAUGUGAACCAUGCCAUUACCCUUUCCACCUUUACCCAUAGCACUACUAGAUUGGGAAUUGGUGUUCCAGUUCCAGUUUGCCUGGUUCUGUGGAUUCUUCCAACAAGACGCGGAUUUGUGACCCGGUUUGUUGCAGAUCCAACAGACUGGACGGGUAUCUUGUUUUCCAGAACCUUUAUUAUUUUUGUUCUGCGGCUUUCCUUUGCCGUUCGAAUUGGAGGCAUAGACCUCGGCGGCGAUCUUCUUCUUUGUGUUUGCCUUGAAGCGCUUGAGAGCACUUUUAGACAGAAAGAUCUUACCACCUUCAUUGGCCUUUUCCUCGUCAUCUUCCUCUUCACGAGAACGCUUAUUCGAGGUCUCCUGAACAUUGACCGGGAACGCCUUCCCGAAGGAAUCGUUCUCAACUUUGUAGGUUCCCUCCUCGAUCAACGUCGCAAGACGCUUUUCAAGUCGGUCACCAAUCUGGUCAAAUGUCAGACCAUCUUCUUCCUGCAUGCGUUCGAUCGUUGCCUUGAAGUUCUUGCAGAACAGCUCUGGCAACUUCUGUAGCAGUGCACCAUUUUGUUGGUCACUUUCUGGCACUCCUGCUUCCGGCGGGUACACGGUGGGCGACUGGUUCAUGAUGUCUCGGACUUUCGACAAGAAUCCUGUGACAUCUGCAGGUUGAUCCGCGUUGUGGAACUUCAACACGCCAUCCGUAAGCGGUUUUACUUUCAUCCGUUGUUCCUGACGGUUGUUUUGAUCGAAGUGUCCUACAUCACGAAGGAGCACAACAACCUCACCUGCAUCCAUCGCAUCCACCUGCCCAUUAUCGUUCUGGUUGUUGAUGAACGACGCAGCGGCACCUUUCAGACUACGAAUAAUCGCAUCUUUCAGGUUGCGCCACUUCUGCCGAAUUGUUUCCUCCCGAUUGGUAACUCCGUUAGGAAUACCAUGAGGAGCUGCCGGAAUGCCGACUACAUUCGUGUAGUUUUGAAGCAGGCCGAGACGGCUAGCUUCCUGACGUAUGGCAAGUUGCCAUGCUCGCCAGUCGGACUUCUGUCCGAGUUUCUUCGAAAUUUCUUUCGCAUCGCAGGACAUUUUGAAAAGUUGUUUCUAGAUGGAUUUCUACUCUAUACUUAGCUCAAGGGUCAAAGUAGUGUUGGAUACAUUCGAACACAGACUGUUAAGUCGCGUCUAGUUUCUCGGUGAGAAACACUUGAGAGUGAUACUGUUUGCACAAUUUGCACUCACAGCCUGAGACUAAUGAUCUCUGGCUGCUUUGAUCCCUGUGGAUGUUCAUUGGGGUUACAUGGAGGAAGUCUCAGCUUCAUCAUUGGGAUAUCAUGUUGCAUGGGGAAACUUUCAUAUGGAAACGCUUAUGCUAUCAUCAUUGAUUCAUACGAUCAUCCUAUGUUGAUUCUCAUCAUUGAUCAGAACUGACAGUACGUUAUGAACCUGAUUACAGCUAUGAAACAUUCAUCAUUUCUUCUAUCUGAAUACGUUGAAGGUCCUUUGCCUGAUGAUCACUGUUUUUGGAACUAUAUGCAUUUAGGUCUGUAGGUUAUCUUUGAGAUCAUUCCGGUGCUGUUUUGUCCUUGACUGUAUUGGGAGGCUUGAGCCACAAACGAGAGAGAGAGGAGAAGCCAGAGACACCCGCGCGACGGUAAACCCGUCGGGCGUUUGGAUGGUGCUCCGGUAACCUUUUGCCUGGCGAUCUUGGUCAUUUUGAUGAUCUUCAUCCUUGUGAUCUUUGUGAUUCUUCUAGGAUUACGAUCUUGGCCAACAAAUGCUCAGAUUUUGGUAGAGUGGUACAAAUUUUCAAAAAAAAAAGUUCAAGAUUUUUGAAGUCCAGUUACUAAAAAGUAUCUACUCCCCUUUAACAAACAAACAAAACAUGUACGGCUCAUCAACACCAGAAGAUGGUCUGUCGUCUCCCGUUUCUGAGUCUGGUUCGGAGGUCCGCGGACCGCCAGAAAUGUACGAAGUGCAUGGCGGUGAGUGGGAGAAUAAGACUUCGAGAAAGUUGCUGUUUGCCGAAGAUGAGGGACCUAGAUUUGCGACAAUGGACGAAUUGAUUCGGGGAGUGGACUGGGAAGCUGAGGUAUAGACUGUAAUUAGUAGAGUAGUAGUUUCUGGGAGAUGUUGAAGAUCAUUGCGGUUGAGAUUUGCUUCAGUAGUUCUGCUGCUUUAGUAGAAACCCUAAACCCUAAACCCCUAAAGCCAAACCCUAACAAUUACGGAUGUAGGGAGCUUCCUUAAGCAUAUUUUCGUGGAAGAUGAUUGAUGAGUCAGUUUUUUCUGCACCCAAUAGUUCAUGCACGUGGUGAAGUCACCACUUGAAUCUUCUCCGACACUUGUUCACCAGGGCCUCGACCCUCCCGAUGACCGAGUGCUUCUAGAGGGGCACCCAGCGAAGGGUAAAAGCGGGAAAGCGUCAAAGGGCGGCAGGAGUGGUAAGGGAGGCAAGAGACGGUCACAGGCUGAGUCAAAUGGUUCUGGUCAACAAGCCCAACAAGAUCAAAUUGCUGAGCAACAACACCGACAACAGCAAGUUGCACAACCUGAACAAGGACAACAAGGAGAAUUACGAGGACAAGGUGUACACGAGCAAGGGCAUCAUCCAGGUAUGGUCAUGCCAGAACAUAAAGGUAACAAACAUCAAGCACAUCAAGUACAGGCACGACUACAUCAAGCACAAGCACAAGAGCAAGGACACACGAAGGUAGGAGUAGAGCAGCAAAAUGUUGAUGAUCCUAUGGAGGUUGAGGAGGAAAACGAGCAUAAGGGGAAUCAAAAGAGGCCUUCCUCUAGUGCUCUAGCAAAUGAGGAUGAGAAGGAUGCUGCUCUGAAGAUGAUUGAUACCGCGAUGAAGAGGGUGAAGGCGGAACAAAAGGUGACUGCGAUGAAAGGACGCAAACGCCGUACUGAGAGACAAGAUGCAGCACUCAAAAAAAAAGCCAAACAGGAAGAGGAAGCACUAACGCGUCUGCAAGAAGCAGCAAAGAAAGCGUCACAUGGCGAGGUGGAUAUCAUGGCAGGACUUGAGCCGGCUGAUUUGUUGGGUUAUGAUUGAAAUUUGUGAUCUCGAAUAGACUGUAACGACGAACAAUACUACACUUAUAGGUACCUGUGAAUGACAGAUGAAGAGGUCUACUGCCUACAUUUGUUAGAGACUCUGGUGUAGUCGUGGUCCUGCUUUGCUACCAUGCAUAACUUGGAAAAUGUUGAGACGAUUUGAAAAAACUACCUUUCUUUCCUCUUUUCUUCUAACACUUUGAGCACGCACUCGAGGCUGUUCCGGAGAGUGACAUUGACGCUGGUGCUCUACCUACUGGUGCACGGAAUCGGUUUGGAACCGCGCGAAGCCAGGACAAGCGUGACAAGACAGUCAAGAAGGACGAUGACAAAAAUUAUGACAACAUACAUUGAUGUGAGAAAUAGUAAUCCUGCUGAUCAUGUAGUGGUUUAAGUUGCGCCAUUUUCAUAGAGUACUAAAUUCACCUGAGUACUAGAGUGAUCAUGCUUAUGUUCCAAAAGCAAGAAGGAAAAAAAAAAUCUACCGGGAUAUCUUCUUGAAGCGCAGUGUCUGAAAAUGUCACCCAAUAAGAGUAGCGUAUUUAUCAAACUCUGAAACAAGGCAUCUCCCUGAGUUAUCUUCCUGGUAAAGAUUCAUCUUCAAGCAUCCUUCCUCUAUCUUCAAGCAUUCUUUCUCAAUCGUCUCUAAUAUAUAGACAAGAAGGUGCUUCCAGGGAUUGGACUAAAAGGCGGUCGCUUCCACAAGGUGGAUAGACAAGCGAAAGACCCUUUUGCGGAUAGACAAUUCGCGAUUCCGAAUGCACCGUUUCAGAGAUUGACUAGGGUAGAAUUCUUGAGAUUGUAGUUGAAAAAUGUAUAUAGUAAAAGGUUUAAUAGUUUAGAAGUCUAUAAAAACGCUUAAGUUAGUAUUUGGUGUAGAAGUUGUUCGCUGUUAGCUGGAGAACAGUAUCUUACUGUCGUGGAGGAUUGUAGUUUUAUGCUGCUAAUGAGUCCUUCAUUCAAGAAAUUCUUCACCACUGACUCUGUCCCGCCAGGACAUAAUUCGUGGUAUCGAAGCUGAGGAUCCUCAAAAUGGAAAGUCUACGCGUAUUGGAGUUGCGGCAAUGAUUAUCUUCCAGGAAGCAGUGGAGCGUUAUAUGGUUGGCGUUUUCGAGGACUGUAAUGCUUGCGCAACACAUGCGAAGAGGGUAAUUUUCAAUUGCAUAGAAUUUGGACUACUCAAUUCUCCUACUUAGGGCUAUACGACAACCGUUCAAUUCUACCGGUUACUAUCAGAUUUAGUACGAACUAGUCGGGGGAAUCUAUGCAGCAACCUAAUGGCAAAAAUUGGACGUACUACAGCAUUUUUUCAACUUCCAUACAUCUUCGUCCAUACAUCUUCCUCUUCCAUACAUAUUCUUCCAUACAUCUUCCUUAUCCUUUUCCUUACACAGGUAACAAUAAUGCCACGUGAUUUGCUGCUCACGAUGCGGAUCCGUGGAGAACUGUUGAGAACGCAGAUGGCUUUGGGAGAUCACCGCUUCGGAAAGGACUCUGUGGGCAUUUUUAUGGCAGGCUUGUUUGUUCGUCUAAGGUUCACAAUAUUGUAUCUUCUUUAGACAGCGCCGGCGCUUAGUUACUAGUACUUAGAAAGAUAAGUACUUACCUGACUUUUCUUUUUUCGGUUUUUGUUUUUUCUAAUUAGGUCUGCUCCACCAACAAUAUUGUAUCGUCCUUAGAAAAAAUAGACCUCACAAAGGACCCCUCAUCUAAUCUUUUGACCCGGCAUCAAAACGUGAAAGAGGCGCGGCAGCAGACGAGUGGAAUCGGAAAGCAUAGCCAGCUUCAAGCGGAUCACGACUUAUUAAGCGGUCGAUUCGAUUUGGGCGGUGGUGCGAGUGUAAUGGGUCAGUAUCCAAUGUUGGAAGGACCUUUUUUAUGACGACCUGUAAUUUAUUUCGAGUGUAAUGGGUCAGUUUCCAAUGGUUCCAUAAAAGCACAUACGUCAAGGUAGUACACCACAAAACUGGCUGAAGCAAAAGACGUAGUUCUUUCAUUUCACGCCUCAACCGGCUUUCAACCCCGUAGAGGUAGACGUAGUUCUUUCAUAUCUUGCCGGAGCAGAAGGAGGGAGAACUGGAGGCUUCAGUGUAGAGAUGGCCUUCGAUCAAAGCGGAUUUGAAGUAGGCAGACAACGUGGAGGAGCCUCUUCAUCAUCAUUAUGUGUGAGCGAAGUGAUGUAUUAAGGUCUAGUACCUCAAGCCCUAACCUAUUAUCGUUUACUGAUUACGACGUUUCCUUGAUUUCAAUAGCGUGUCUGCCAGUUUUCCUGGUAGGCCCACACCUAACCUAACCUAACCUAACCUAACGUGUAGUGCAAGGUGUGUAGAAAAAAUACCCACAUAGAAAACUCCUUUGACGCUUGUUCUCGCACAUCCUCUCCUUCUUCAUUCCCUUCUUCCUCGACGUUGAAAGGGAGCAAAGGUGCAGCGAAAGGAAUGAGUUCCAGUGCAGCCGCUUUUAAGGCACUAGCGCCCGUCGGAAUUGUGAAAGGCGGAUUCGAGCACGCUGGUAUAUUUUUUCUUCCGGUUCAUGCUGCUAGAAUUUUGCUUCUAAGUUUUUUUCAGAAUACUAUAACCGGAACAGCUUCAUAGAUGCUCCUCGUAUCCUAGAUUAAUAGUUUCAUCCCCUCUCUUCUUCUAGUAGGAGCUUUAUUAGAUGCUAUCCUAUCCUGUCCUAUCCUAUCAGUCUAUCUUUCUGUGUCCUAAUACUCAGGUGGCCAGUCCGUUUCCAUUUAUGCAAACGAAGGAGAUACGACCACGGCUGGAGGAGCAACGACAACGGCCUUCACACCAGGGUUGACACCGCAUUUCAUGAGCCGUGCGAUGGCGGGAGAUCAUGAACCAAGUGCUGCAGAACCUUAUGGCUAUGGGAUUGAUUUGAUUGAUUCUUUUCUGCUUUUUUUUUGCAUACUCUGCUCUUUGCUAGCAUUCUCUCAUUUUUUCUAGGAGUAUUUCUAAUUGUGUGGUCUCUUCUUCCUAAAGGGUCUGCUUUUCCAAUCAAAUGACUUAUCUUGGCCGCUGAGACACACUCUAACAAUCAAACGACGCGGAGAUGAACGACACGGGAUCAAGCGAAACACCGCUAAACAUGUGA
Amoebophrya sp. A25 is the source of this 11403-nucleotide messenger RNA. Lineage: Eukaryota; Dinophyceae; Syndiniales; Amoebophryaceae. The record is from the annotation of a GenBank genome assembly.